Messenger RNA from Nannospalax galili (Upper Galilee mountains blind mole rat), 3373 nucleotides. RefSeq names its product Ral GEF with PH domain and SH3 binding motif 1 (gene Ralgps1). NCBI's taxonomy places the organism in Eukaryota, Metazoa, Chordata, Mammalia, Rodentia, Spalacidae. The record is from RefSeq and is a predicted model, not a curated record. The coding region runs from base 286 to 2040 and encodes 584 amino acids. Gene Ontology annotation, molecular function: guanyl-nucleotide exchange factor activity. Gene Ontology annotation, cellular component: plasma membrane. The transcript is spliced from 20 exons. Gene Ontology annotation, biological process: positive regulation of GTPase activity; Ras protein signal transduction.
ACUGCGGCUGGGCACCGGCUCGGCUCCCGCGUCGGCCCUGCGCUUCAGGCUUGCGCCCGGCCCGGCCUCGGCCCCGCUCGGCCCGACUCGGCCCGGCCCUGGCCUCAGAGCGAAGGCGCCGCUGCCGCUGGGCCUCUCCCAGGGCCAUGAGGAGGCGGCGGCAGCCCCUGCGGCCCGCGUCAAGGUGACCGGCCGGGACUGCGGCGGUGGCGAGAGCGGCGGACCCCUCAAGCAGGUUAUGUCACCGGCAGAGGCUGCGCCGACGCUCCCUGCGGCCUGGAGACUAUGUACAAGAAGAAUGGUCUGAUGGCUAGCGUGUUGGUCACCUCCGCCGCUCCACAGGGCAGCAGCUCAGACUCUCUGGAGGGCCAGAGCUGCGACUAUGCCAGCAAGAGCUACGACGCCGUCAUCUUCGAUGUUUUGAAAGUGACUCCCGAGGAGUUUGCCAGCCAGAUCACAUUGAUGGACAUCCCUGUGUUUAAGGCCAUCCAGCCAGAGGAAUUAGCCAGCUGUGGAUGGAGUAAGAAGGAGAAACAUAGUCUCGCCCCUAACGUCGUGGCCUUUACCCGGAGGUUUAACCAGGUCAGUUUUUGGGUCGUACGAGAAAUUCUAACAGCACAGACUUUAAAAAUAAGGGCAGAAAUCCUGAGCCAUUUUGUGAAAAUAGCCAAGAAACUUCUAGAACUCAACAACCUUCAUUCUCUCAUGUCUGUGGUAUCAGCAUUACAAAGUGCUCCCAUCUUCAGGCUGACAAAAACCUGGGCUCUUUUGAAUCGCAAAGACAAGACCACUUUUGAGAAAUUGGAUUAUCUGAUGUCCAAAGAAGACAAUUACAAGCGGACUCGGGAUUAUAUCCGAAGCCUGAAGAUGGUGCCCAGCAUUCCCUAUCUAGGGAUCUACCUUCUGGAUUUGAUCUACAUCGAUUCUGCAUACCCUGCCUCCGGCAGCAUCAUGGAAAACGAGCAACGGUCCAACCAAAUGAACAAUAUUCUCCGAAUCAUUGCGGAUUUACAAGUUUCCUGCAGCUACGAUCACCUCACCACCCUGCCCCAUGUACAGAAGUACCUGAAGUCUGUUCGCUACAUUGAGGAGCUCCAGAAGUUUGUGGAAGAUGACAACUACAAGCUCUCACUCCGAAUCGAACCAGGAAGCAGCUCUCCGAGACUAGUCUCUUCCAAGGAAGACCUUGCAGGCCCCUCCGCUGGUUCCAGCUCAGCCAGGUUCCGCCGGAGGCCCACCUGUCCUGAUGCAUCUGUGGCCGGCAGCCUUCCCACACCACCAGUCCCCAGACAUAGGAAGAGCCACAGCCUGGGCAACAAUAUGAUGUGUCAGUUGAGUGUAGUUGAGAGUAAAAGUGCGACAUUCCCAUCGGAGAAAGCCAGGCACCUUCUGGAUGACAGUGUCCUAGAGUCCCGCAGCCCCCGCAGGGGCCUCACCCUCACCUCCUCCACCGCCAUCACCAAUGGACUCUCCCUAGGCAGUAGUGAGAGCUCAGAGUUUAGUGAAGAGAUGUCUGCAGGGCUGGAAAGCAGGGGACGUCUCUACGCCACACUGGGGCCCAACUGGAGGGUUCCAGUUCGGAAUUCUCCCAGAACCAGGAGCUGCGUCUACAGUCCCACAAGCCCUUGCACCUGUACUGUGGGGAGCUCAGUCGCUGUGCCCACUAUGGAGGGGCCUCUGAGAAGGAAAACCCUGCUCAAGGAAGGCCGGAAGCCUGCGCUGUCGUCGUGGACCAGGUACUGGGUUGUACUCUCAGGAUCCACCCUCCUGUACUAUGGAGCCAAGUCCUUGCGGGGCACAGACAGAAAACAUUACAAGUCCACACCUGGCAAGAAGGUCUCCAUCACGGGCUGGAUGGUACAGCUGCCUGACGACCCCGAGCACCCGGAUAUCUUCCAGCUGAAUAAUCCUGACAAAGGCAAUGUUUACAAGUUCCAGACUGGUUCUCGGUUUCAUGCAAUACUAUGGCACAAGCAUUUGGAUGAUGCAUGUAAAAGCAACAGGCCUCAGGUACCUGCAAACCUUAUGUCAUUUGAAUAAGUCUCUGCAGGACUUGGAGUGACUACAAAGGCUUCUGGGAGCCUGGACUGGGCCUGGUGGAGAAGAGCCGUCCUGGGCACAGGCUGUGGGCCAGGGCACUAGGAGCCUCCCAGCUGGACUCCAGGGAUGUGGCCCAUGGCUUUACAGUCCAGAGGGUUCCCCCAGUGUGGGAUCCACCUGUCAACCUACAGCAACUCUCAUGACUCAUCCCACAGCACCACCUCACAGGUGGUGGUUGGACCCCAAACUGCACACCCUGCGCCCCCUCUCUGGACCAUUGUCUGUCCACCAGCUGCUUCUGCAUCUACGGAGCAUUCAACCCAUGUUGGGUUCUUCGUGCUUUCCGCUGUACACAGAGUGGAUGGUGUUAACCUUCAAGAGGGCCGGAGAGCAGAGACAGGCUGCAGGAUAGGCUUGUUACACCCCAAGUGCACAGGCCGCUCGCCCACAGGGCUGCCUCAGAUUUUGUACACCCCAAAAGUAUCCUCCGCGUGUGCGUGCCAUACAUGUGUGAGUGGGAGAGAGCGAAUGUGAAACUCUUUGAGAAACAUGCAUUUUGGCACAAGACCUAACAUCACACACUUCAUUCACUUUGAGGCCCUGCUUGAACCUUUAGUUACAGCCUUGUCCUCCAAGAAAAGUUCAAAGGGAAUCCAGACGCCCAUGUUAAGGGUCCCUUGAGUUCUUUUACUGUAAACAAACGAUGCCUUAAAUCGUGUCUUGUUUUCUGUUCCUGUGGGUGCUAUUCAUCUGGACAGCCUGCUCCCUGGGUCCCAGGCCCUCCUGGAGCCGUGUUGCUGUCAGCCCUCCUGAGGCAGAAUCUGGCUCAGGGCUGUGGACUGGGCACUAGCUAGCCUGCUUGCUUCUUCCUCUGUGCUCUCUUGCCAGAGCCCGAGGCCCUCAUCUCACCUGCUGCUGCCACCAUGCUGACAUGGGAAGUUGUGGCCUUUUCUCCCAGAAGCUCAAAGGCCAUGCGCUCACAGGGAUCAGCAAUUGGUGGUAUAGAAGUCACUCUGUUCCAAGUUCCCCCACAGGGCAAGCUUUUGCUCCCGUCAUCCCAUCCCUUUGUCUCCACUGCCAGGGCAGGCCACCCCAGGAUUCCUGAUCAUGCAGGGAGCUGAGUGACAUGGAGGCCUUGAGCUCUCUGCCCCCAAAUGCAGUCACCAGCAAGUUCUCCAUCAUCCAAGUUGAAGUGCUAAGUGUUGAUGACAAGGUGAUGAGCACCAAAGCCCUGGGGAGUGAACCAUCCAACUCUGGUGUUAAGAGCUCUUCCCAUGAAGGACGAUCGUUAUCUGUCACCUUUUGUCAUACAUAAAGCAAUUUUCAUUUUGCA